Messenger RNA from Heteronotia binoei (common prickly gecko), 2289 nucleotides. RefSeq names its product chromosome 5 C3orf22 homolog (gene C5H3orf22). Lineage: Eukaryota; Metazoa; Chordata; Lepidosauria; Squamata; Gekkonidae. The record is from RefSeq and is a predicted model, not a curated record. The transcript is spliced from 5 exons. Bases 99 to 659 code for a protein of 186 amino acids.
UUAGGGUCAAUUUUCUUUGUAGGCUCCAUUUGAGAAGGAAAACUAUUCCAUCAAAAGAGAAAUAUAAUGAGUCCCCUUAUGAGAAAAACAUUAAAAGAAUGGCGUCGUGGAGGAGGAAAGAAAAUGAACGAAUUCAGCAAGCAGAAGAGCGGCAAUUGAUGUUAAGUCUCACAAAAAGCCUGUGUUCCCGGAGCCGACGCUGUUUCACACCUAACAACUCUCAGCAAUAUCCAAAUCUGCAGUCUUUUGAACGGCUUUCUGAAUUUGACUGUAAUGCUUGGAUGAAACCUUACAAACAACUUUAUGCAGGUCCCUACACUGUAAUGGAGGAGACUACUAUCAAUCUCGCUAGAGAUUUCCCUUACAGGCUGGCCUGGGGAACAUCACCCACACCGGACUUCAGCAUAAAACUGUAUCACUCCAGGAUAAAGUUCAAGAAGGAAGGUGAAUCAGGCACCAUUCCUAUACACAAAAAUCUGCAACCAACAAAAUCAAUCCCAGAAAAAGGGAGAUUCGUCUUAGUAUCUGACCCAAUUCCAACAUCUUCUGUCCCUACUCCAACUCCACUGGAGAGCAAGUUACUCAGUGUUCGUUUCCCCAGACUGAAAGACAAGAUUUUUCAAUCUCUGCUCUCAGACAUGCAGGAAUCUUCUUGCUAGUCUUUCCUGUUUUCAGCACCACUUCCUUUGUUCCGUCCAGUAGCAAGUUCCUAGGAGUUCAGCUUCUCAGACUGUAGAGCAUAGGAUCUUCAUCUUGUGUGGGUAACGCUACCUCCCUUCCUGUUAUUUGAAGAGGUAACCAAGGUCUCCAGUUACUUAACAACACCACUGCCUGGUGUUGUUGUUGUUGUUGUAGUAUGAAAUUUUUAUGAGGUGCUGUUUGCUUCUCUUAAUCUAUUCACAUGAAUACUUUAUAACUAAUUUCCUCAGUACCUAAAUAUGUAGCAAAUAGUCACUAAUGGCAAAAGAGGAGUACAUUUUGCUCCUAUUAAUUACUAAUUGUUUGGAAAACCGGAGAUCUGAUUUGAACAGAUGUUUUAUUGUCUAAAGUUCUAAGAAAAUUGGCUUUACAACAAAGUAAUAUAUACCUCUUUUAUGCCCAUUUUAUUUGGGCCUCAGGGGGGACUUUCAGCAUUUCCUUACAUACUAUACUUGUUUUCUUUCCUAUCCUUCCAUUCAUAUGCAAGAAGUAGUUCAUGACUUGGAUCCAGAGGAGUAUUUGCGUGCAAAUAUUUCCACCUAUGGAGCCUGCCUUUUUUGCCUCCUUCCUCCCACUGCAGUCCCAAAUGCCCCCUUGAACAUUGAUCAGGAGAGUCUCCUGUCUCCAGGAGUGACAUUUCAGGGGGCAUUUGAGGCUACAACAGGAGAAGGGAGGAAAGAUAGUCAGGAUCUGUAGGCGCAAUCCUUGCACCCACAGAAACUCUACUCUGCAUCUAAGCCAUUUGGCUUGUAUCCUAUCACGCUGGUUAGCAAAGUUUGAUGCCUCCCUAAAGCCUGAAGAGCCUUCCUCUGAGAGAAGGAAUGGUUCCAUCAGAGCAAUAGUAGUUGGAGGAAGGCUCCUUAGGCUGGUUUCAGACUUUGCUGAGCAGAAUGGUAAGAUAUAAACUCCAAUCUAUUGUUCCUUACAAAUAAGCUUUAAACUGUCAUUGUCUUGUUCACACCCCCUCCACCUCAAAUGCAUGGUCCAUCUGUGUGCUUGUUUUCCCUUCUUGUCUGAUGAACUAGCACUUACACGGAAAGGCUCCAUUCCUACUGACAAACUUUGAGUGAUGUCUGAAAUUGAUUUAUACGGCUGAAUACUGAGGAGGACAGUCAAACUGACUUCCCCUUCUCCUUCUAUUGCUCCUCAUUUCACUUCACUGUUAUCCAGUACUUAGGCUGCUUCCUCUAGCUUGGGUCAUGUCCAGCUUUGGAACUCGCCUGAGACAAAAAAUGCUUCAUAAAAUGGAGUGCAGUGAGGUAAAGAAGGGGAGAGUUUAAUGUUCUGUUUGGUAUAAAAAAAAAAAAACCAGACCACCCACUCUGCUUUUCACAAAGAAGAUAGAAAAUGAACAACUACAAUCAUUCUGUGAGUCUUGUUUCAGAUGGUCUAUCCUUCUGACAUCUUGAUUUAAGAUGGCAUCAAAUACCACUAGGCCCUCUCUCUUUAAGCGAUACAAAAUCAGAACAAAAAGUAUAGCUGAGACUGAACACCUUUGUUUUAAUCUCUUAAUCUCAGCAAUUUGCUAUUGAAGCUGAUCAAUAUAAUUUAAUUUAGAUUUAUUAAAAAAUAAGAUACAUUUAAGAAUUA